Molecule: messenger RNA, 2737 nt
Organism: Spea bombifrons (plains spadefoot toad)
Lineage: Eukaryota; Metazoa; Chordata; Amphibia; Anura; Pelobatidae
Gene: SLC44A5
Product: solute carrier family 44 member 5
Exons: 23
Coding region: 102-2276 (724 amino acids)
Biological process (GO): transmembrane transport
Cellular component (GO): membrane
Molecular function (GO): transmembrane transporter activity
Source: RefSeq, a predicted model, not a curated record
CUCGGUUAAAGGCUGCUUUGUACGUUUGGGCUGGAAACGGCAGCUAAUACUCCGGCUAAAAAUAGUCAGGAGGUAGAGGCGGCGGCGGCGGCGGCGGAGACAUGGGAGACGGAGGCCAGGAAAACUACUACGGGAAACACGGCGAACCCAGAAAGUUUGAUCCAAAAUUUAAAGGACCCGUGGGAAAGAGGCGCUGUACAGACGUCCUUUGCUGCAUUAUUUUUGCGCUGGUGGUCCUGGGGUACAUCGCGUUAGGAAUUGUAGCAUGGAUUCACGGGGACCCGCGCAAAAUCAUCUACCCGACAGACAGCUACGGGCAGUUCUGUGGCCAAAAAGGGACGCCCAACGAGAACAAAACAUUCCUGAUGUAUUUUAACAUCCUGCGCUGUGCGAGCCCCGCCGUCCUCAUCAACCUGAUCUGCCCAACCACGCAGCUCUGCGUGUCGAAGUGCCCGGAUAGAUUUGCCUCCUACCUGGACGCGCAGAGUAACCGAUAUAACGGCAGCUACUGGAAUUACUACAGAGAGUUCUGCAAACCCGGCUUUAACAGCCCGCGGAAGUCUAUUGCAGAAGUCCUCAGGGAUGAAGAUUGUCCGUCUGUCAUAAUUCCAAGCAGGCCGUUUCUGCAGAGGUGCUUCCCCGAUUUUUCCACUAGAAAUGGAAUCCUGACCGUCGCGAACCGGACCGUGUUUAAAGAUGGCGUCGGGCAAAUGAGAAACGUGACGGACCUGCGAGAGGCGGCCAACCAUGUAACUGCCAUUCAACAUGGAGCUAAAAGUGGCAUCAACAGCGUGAUGGACGCGAGAUCGGUGGGGAUGAGGAUUUUCGAGGACUACGCAAGUUCCUGGCCCUGGAUCCUGAUAGCGCUGUUUAUCGCGAUGCUCGUCAGUCUGCUAUUCCUCGUGCUCCUGAGGUUCACGGCCGGAGUGUUUUUCUGGAUCUUUAUCGUCGGCGUCAUCGGAGUUGUCGGAUACGGGAUCUGGCACUGUUUCUGGGAAUACGACAGUCUGAGGGGAGUCCCCGGGGCGGAUUUAACCAUUUAUGACAUCGGGCUGCAGACGGACUUCAGGGUCUACCUACAGCUGCGGCAGACGUGGCUGGCGUUCAUGAUCAUUCUCUGUAUCGUGGAAGUUGUUAUCGUUCUGAUGCUGAUUUUCCUGAGGAACAGGAUCCGGAUUGCGAUCGCUCUGCUGGAGGAGGGGAGCAGGGCUAUCGGAUUCGUUAUGUCCUCCCUGUUCUACCCAAUCAUCACGUUCCUCCUGAUCGCCGUCUGUAUCUCCUAUUGGGCCGUCACCGCCGUUUUUAUGGCGACCUCCGGGGAAGCCGUCUACAAAGUGAUGUCAAAUAGAACGCUCUGCAAAUACGCUGGCGACACCUGCAUCCCUGAGACUUUUAACGCGACGAACGUGACGAGGCUGUGUCCCGGCUCGCAGUGCACCUUCGCGUUCUACGGCGGCGAGAGCUUCUACCAUCGCUACAUCCUGAUCUUCCAGCUCUGCAACGUCUUCGUCUUCUUGUGGCUGGUGAACUUCUCCAUAGCCCUGGGUCAGGUGACGCUGGCCGGCGCCUUCGCCUCGUACUACUGGGCGUUCCGGAAGCCGGCAGACAUCCCCGCCUGCCCCGUCUUCGCCUCCUUCGGCCGAGCGAUAAGAUUCCACACCGGCUCGCUGGCCCUGGGGUCCCUCAUCCUCGCCAUCGUCCAGUUCAUCCGAAUAAUAUUAGAAUAUCUGGAUCAUAAACUCAAAGCCGCUCAGAACGCCUUCGCCCGAUUCCUCCUCUGUUGUCUGAAAUGCUGCUUCUGGUGUUUGGAGAAAUUCAUAAAAUUUAUGAACAGAAACGCUUACAUCAUGAUUGCAAUUUAUGGGAAAAACUUCUGCACUUCAGCCAGGGAUGCGUUUUUUUUACUGAUGCGGAACGUGAUCCGGGUCGCCGUUUUGGACAAAGUAACCGAUUUCUUACUGUUUUUGGGUAAAGUUAUGGUUGCCGGAUCUGUCGGGGUCUUGGCUUUUUUUUUCUUCACAAGAAAAAUCCCCGGGCUCAGAGAGGAGACCCCGAAUCUGAAUUAUUACUGGGUCCCUCUGCUGACUGUGAUCAUCGGAUCGUACCUUAUUGCGCAUGGAUUCUUCAGCGUUUACGCCAUGUGUGUUGACACCCUUUUCCUGUGUUUUUUGGAAGAUGUAGAGAGGAACGACGGCUCGGCGGAGAAACCCUUCUACAUGAACAAAACGCUGAUGAAGAUCUUGAAGAAGCAGAAUGUUCCAGCGCGAGCGCGUUAACCCAGAAAUGGCAGGAAUCUCCCGUUGCCGCGCCGACGGAAACCAAACGACCGUUGUAUUUAUUACAUGUACAGACUUUAUACCAAAGGCUUAUAGGCAGCGCGGGAUCCCUGGUGGCUGCGCUCAGAAACGGGACGCAUGUAUUUAAAAAUUACAAAAAUUAACUAAAAAAAAAAGUUUUUGGGUUGGCAACGUAAGAGUUACAAUUCUUGUACACAUUUUUAAUCUAAGAAUUUUUAAUUUUUUUGGUGUAGUUUAUUUAAAAUAAAAAUAAGAGGAAACUUUCUCUGCAGGAAUUAAGGGCGUUAUUGGGGGAUUCGGAGGCCAUCCGGGGAAUAGCGAGAAGCCCCCGAUUUAAACAUUUCUGUGAACAUUACGGGCCGGGUAGCUUUUUAUUAGGUAGAAAACAUUCACCGACGCUACUGUUAAAGAUGUAAAAAAAAAUUAAAAAAAAAAAUGUA